Molecule: messenger RNA, 4071 nt
Organism: Helicoverpa zea (corn earworm)
Lineage: Eukaryota; Metazoa; Arthropoda; Insecta; Lepidoptera; Noctuidae
Gene: Nprl2
Product: GATOR complex protein NPRL2
Exons: 8
Coding region: 192-1394 (400 amino acids)
Biological process (GO): negative regulation of TORC1 signaling; positive regulation of autophagy; cellular response to amino acid starvation
Cellular component (GO): GATOR1 complex; vacuolar membrane
Molecular function (GO): GTPase activator activity
Source: RefSeq, a predicted model, not a curated record
GUUAAAAAUCGCGUAAGGAGUGGGUGUAUCAAUUAGUGCGUCGAAAACAGUUUUAUUUACGUUAAUGAAAAUAGUGUUCGUGUGUUACUAUUUCUGUUAAAUGCUUUAGUGUUCUUGUUGUUUGUUUGUGAAUUUACUGGGUGUAAAUAGAAAUAUGUGAGUGAUGUGUUAUUGAAAUUUAUUUGUUUACAAUGGAUGGCAAAGUGAAGUAUUACGAAGGUUGUGGACAGGAAGGGCCAAUUCGUUGUAUAUUUUUGUGUGAAUUCCAUCCGACUGCUGGUCCUAAGAUAACAUGCCAAGUGCCAGAAAAUUAUAUAUCGAAAGAUAUUUUUGAUACAGUCAGUCAUUAUAUCAUACCGAAAGUACAACUUCAAAGAUGCACGUUAACAGUAACCCUCCUCGGCUCGAAGAUCCUGGGCUUCCCAGUGCGGAUAGACAACAAGAAGUAUGCUCGCAACGCUUAUUACUUCAACUUGUGCUUCGUCUGCGACGCCUGGGCCAGGACGGUGCAUCUCGAGCCGCUCGUCAAGAAGCUUACAGAAUACCUGUUAUCAAUGGAGUUGGAGACUGAAUGGCUGUCGAAACAGUCAAUUUCUGGCGAAGCUAAGGCGCUUGGCGGGCUGAUGCGGCAAGUGAUGCAGGACAUCAACAGUCGCAGAAUGUGUACGCUUACUGUUGGCACCACAACCACCCACUUGACCGUCGUCAGGGUGAACAGUGACCCGACUCCCGUGAAAGACCACCAAGUUCCCGUGUUCCUGUACAGUAGGCACUCCUUCGUGGCUGACCAGUGGGACUUGACUACUAAUCAGAUCCUACCCUACAUAGACGGUUUCAACCACGUGUCGAAGAUAGCCGCGCUGACAGACGUGGAGAUCAGCCUGGUGCGCGCGUGCGUGCAGAACCUCGUCUACUACGGAGUCGUCACGCUCGUGCCUAUUUUCCAGUACUGUGCUGUUUACAGUGCUACUCCUAAGCUGAGGCAGCUGACUCGCUGCGCAGGACUUCAACGACAAUGUGUCGAUUUCUGUGCAAGAUCUCCCCGUCAACUGCCGAAAGUGAGCGACAUCUUCCGCAUGUACGCGGGCAUGUCAUACGGUAGCACCAUCAGAGACCUGUGCAGAAGGAUGAAGCCUCAGGAGCUGGCCAUCAAUGAGAGGAAGCUGGUACUCUUUGGAGUGCUUGAAGGUCUUAUUAGAAGGGUGUAUAAGUUCCCAAUAACCCUUCACAACGACGACACGGCGUCAAUCAUGAGUGACCACAGUCAGCCACUCGUGCGCACGUACAACGGGCUUGUGUGUUUAGACGAGCUGUGUUGCCAGAGCGGGUUGUCCGCGCUACAGAUCGAGGAACAACUCGAGAGGGACAGUAACGUCGUGUUUAUUGUUAAAUGAGGCAGAUGGCGUGAAUGUCGUGUUUAAUUAAAUAUGGAGCUUAGAAGUGUCGUGAUUGCAAAAUAUAUGAGGAUUUUUGUGGAAUAAGUGUUCUGGUAAGAUGAUUAUCAUUGGUUGAUAUAAAAUAAUGUCAUGAAAAUCAUAGUUUGAUUUUGUGACAGCUGCAAAUAAUGGUAGGUCUCGCAUCUGAAGAAUUAUUUAGCCUGUGUUGUCCCAAAAUGGGCAAAGGUUGAAGAAUUAUUAAUAUAUGAUUUUUUUAUUAAGGUAUUGAAGAUUGUAAGAAUGCUGAUUUGUUACAUAAAGAUUUUAAGAUAGCCGUAAGUUAUUUUAGAUUCGCAUCAAAAUGAAGAAAUGCACAAAAGAUACGAAAAAUAGUAAAGAAAGGCUUCAUCUAAUGUGCCAAAAAGACUUACGUACCUACUUCGUUUUUAGAGAUAAUGGCAACCAAAGUCAUUGAGUAUGAGUAGGUAGAUUAGCUAGAUGGUACAGAGAGUUCUACCACAGUGCACCAUGAUAAUGAAACAUUUAGGGGGCCAGGAUGUAAUUUUGUCACUGUAACUUUUGAUUAUGGCAAAUCCAAAGUGUCAAGUUCUGUCUAAAAUUAAGUAGUUCUGUAUUUUGUUAUAAUUCAGUUAAACUAUAAAUAGUUUUUGUUUAUGAAUAAGAACAACGAAGUUGUGUAAAUAAGGGUAAUAAAUGUACCUAUAUCUGUUUUAUACAUAGUAUGUAAUAAUAUAUUUUUGUUUUCAAAUAACUUUACCGUUAUUUUGUGAAAAUGUACUCCACAGCAGACUUGUUAAUUGAUUCGUAUUUCUAAUACUACCUUUAGCACUUUUUAGAAAGCUAGACUACUGUUUUUAGACUACAAUAUAACUUUGAUACUUUGUCUAUAUUCGAUUUCAAUUUAUAGUAUAUCAGUUUUGGUGUGCAACAUACCUUAGUUUUACAAGUUCAUAACUGCUCAAUAUUCUAAGUUUAAACAUAUUUUUAUAAAUGUUUUUUAUUGAUAUUUUACUAAUUGUACAUAAUUACCGGUCAAUCCGUGAAGGUGCUACUUCUAUUCUAUUUAUGCCUGGUUCCUAUAAACAAAAAAAAGAUUCGUUUCGUAUGCGGACUGUAUUUUUUAUUUUAUGGGAACCCAGCAUUUAACUGUAUGAAAAGGGUAAUUUUAUUGCAAAAAAAAGAAAAAAAGCCAAAGAAAAAUAAUGUGUUGUCUUUUGCAGAAAAAUUAUAUUUUGAAGAUCAUUUUAUCAUGUUAGAUUUUUCUUUAAAUACAUAUAUCUUAGAUUCAUGUUUUAGAAGUUAUAGUAGGUUAUUAAUAUCUUAAGUACAGUAUAACAAUGCCGAAAUCAUUUCACCAAGCAUUUUUCAACUUUAACAUAACAACGUGUACAUUUUUAAUUAAAAGAAACCCACCGAUUGUGUUAAAAUACUUUUAAAAACAUCGCUAUGGCAUCAGAAUACCUACUGUUCUACCACGUAAUACAAAAAUUAAAAAAUAUCUUUUAGUACAUAUUUCAACAAUUUUGUACAUGUGGUGUCUAGUCGUGUGUAUAUCUGUAUAUUUGUUAAGUGUAUCUUUUUCAUUUAUAGACUUUGCCGGCUAUAGUCAGCAUCAACCGGUUAUUCUUAAUAUUACCCAAAUAUUUUUUUCUCGUCAAUUUCGUUUUUUUUUAUUGUUAUUAAGGCGUGUUCAGAUGUAAAUAUUUCGCGAAUAGGUUAUGCAGGUAUGUUAUAUUUUUAAUUUUAUUGUAAAGUUUAAUUUUAUCCUUUUUAACGAUCUUUGCAUUGAUUUUUCUGGACACGCCACAACUAGUCAGGAUUCUUUUGUGCCUUAUUUCUUGUAUAUUUGAAAACGUAAUCAAUGCAUAAUAUUAGAUAUUAUUUUUAGAGAUUAUCAUCAUAUCUUGCUUUUUCAUGUUUUUAAGCUGAGAGAUACAUUUAUUGCACUGUUUUCCAUUAAAACUAUUCUUGUUAUUUUCAAAAUAAUUAUAGAUAAGUACCUACCUAAUGUAAAAUAAGUAAGUACAUAAACGGUAAAAUUUUGAAAUAUUUUUCUUACAAGUUUUAUAAAACCAAAACUUUAUAAGUGUUAUUAAAAAUGUAAAUUCUAAAAAAACAAAAUUAUGUAAAUAAAUCAUUAUCAUUAGGUACUGUUUUGUGUAAGUAGGUACAAAAUAAGUACACUUUUUUGUUACUAUUUUUUUCAGUUCCAUUACCUGUUGAUUGUAAGUAUAUUAUUUUAACUAUAAAUAUGUAUAUGAAACUAGCGUUUUUGCUUUACAACAUGUAACGUUAAAUGCGCAAAACCGAAAAUGAUUUGCUCGUAACACUGAGCAGACUCAAUUCAACCACUUCCAUAUAUAGGAUAAACAAAAAAAUCUUUGUCAAAAAUAUUGGCCUGUCUAUUUAUUAAUUGGUGAAGACAUUUCUGCGCACACGCACUUGUAUGGCAAAGGCGUUGCGUCGCCCUGUCGCCACAGACGCAAGAAAUGCCAGUAGAACUUAAACAAGUUUUUUUCUCUCAGAAUUGUAUCCAUUAAAAAAUCUAUCAGGUUUCUGUGGUUUCGUGCAUCUAACUUUAUACGUUGUGUAUUCGUUAAUUAAGUACAUAAAUGUUAUGUUUUAUCUAAAUACGUGUAAGUAAUGGAGACUCAUUAAAUUGAUUAUUUUUAUA